CCUUCGUUUGUUCUGGAAUAACUUACCUUUUCGAUCACCAGCAAGCAUUGUUUACUACAGAGCAUCAUCGAUACAGUGAUACAUUACUUUUCAUGGUUAUUUGUGCUAAACACCAUCACCACUAUCACAGCAUAAACCACCAACACCACAAUCAACACAAUCGACACUACCACAACUUCCACUCAGUUGCCAAGACAAACGAUACCUACCUCUAGUUGUAUCGACCUCACGCAUCAAUCACCAAGCACCUAACAACCACUACAACACCAAACACCAAACACCACAUAUCACCCCUCACACAAAUAACACCAAACAACACAAACCAAACCACAACAACAACAACACCACCCAUGGAAGACCAAGAAUACUACCACAUGAUGACCUCCGACCUCGAGCGUCUCGAGCGUCUCGAGCGGAUCCACCACCACACAGCCGAAAUUCCUCGUCCAUCACCUCCUCCCCGCCAGCAAGCCUACCGCUGGGAUCCUUCUUACUUUGAUCUGCACCACGAACAAAGUACCGCAACCACAGCGACAACACAACGAUUGGGGACGACAACAACCAUCUCUUCUGCUACUUCGUCACCUACUUCAGAGACUGGUCAUAGACCACCGAGUCCGCUUUUGUCGGGGUUGAGAGGGAUGGUGCUGGCGGGGUUGGAUGUGCUGCAUUUACAUCAUGCACAUGGCUCGCGACCGCAUUCGUCGCAUUCGUCGCAUUUAAAUGGGAGCGAAAAUGGGAGCGGGAGUAAGAAUAGGAGGAAUUCAUCGGGGAGUCAGGGUGGUCAUUGAUAAGGGAGUGAGACGAGGAUGAGGGAAGGAGGAUGGAUGGAUGAUUUGACGCCUUUUUUUUAUAUUUUGUUUCAAUCAAAAGGAGUUCGGGGGAGUUUUGGGUCUGGUUUUGCAUCAUCAGGAAGCAAGGUAAACUGUUUUUGUUUACUUGAUACUGGA
Neurospora tetraspora is the source of this 950-nucleotide messenger RNA. RefSeq lists its product as uncharacterized. NCBI's taxonomy places the organism in Eukaryota, Fungi, Ascomycota, Sordariomycetes, Sordariales, Sordariaceae. Bases 351 to 791 code for a protein of 146 amino acids. The record is from RefSeq and is a predicted model, not a curated record. The transcript has a single exon.